AAAUGCUGUCUAAAAGGAAGGUUUCAUCUUAAAAUCAAGAGGAAUCAUCUAAUUCUAUAGAGAAAUUAUGCAAUAAAAUUCGUAAAGUAAUAGUGAGUGAUAUUGGUGAAAAAUAUAUCCAAAAUCACUCUGAAAAAGGAUUAAGAAAAAAAAGUACCAAACAUAAAGCUAAGAGGUAAGUUGAAUAAUAAAUAAUUGAAACCUAACUAAAAGAUCCUGUUGAGGUAGAAGAAUAACUAUCUUCAAUAUAAGCAAUAUCUGAGUCUUAAUCAUCAGGAUUUGAAGAACUAUUUGAUCAAAUAGAUAAGCGAAAUACCCAUUAAGAAAUUGAAUGA
Paramecium sonneborni is the source of this 335-nucleotide messenger RNA. The record is from the annotation of a GenBank genome assembly. NCBI's taxonomy places the organism in Eukaryota, Ciliophora, Oligohymenophorea, Peniculida, Parameciidae.